AUGGCUGGCACUAGGUCUGGCAUAUGGAAAAGAACGAUCUCUCUCUCUCCCGAUGAUGUAGAUUUUGUAGAAAAGCCACCUCGUCAGCUAGCUCUUGAAUGCCCAAUAUGCAUGGGAAUACUUUUCCAUCCUCACAUCGUGAGCUGCUGUGGUUACCACUUCUGUGAGACGUGUCUAGAUAGGGUCAAGAGAGAAGGGCAGCCUUGCCCUAUGUGUAAGGGGGACUUCACUAGCCUGCUUAACAAGUCUUUGCAGCGUGAUAUCAAUCAGUUGACUAUAGUCUGUCCUAAUUCUAAAAAAACAAGUGAGGGUCCUCCAUGCGAUUGGAUAGGUGAAUUGGGCUGUAUAGAGGAUCAUCUUAACAUUGGGAAGCGUUUUGGGGGUUGUCAGUGUCUUGUGGUUGGUUGUAAUUAUGGCUGUGGUUACUCCAAUAAACGAUAUCUGCUAGUAGCCCACGAACAGACCGAAUGCCCAAAGCGUCCAUACAGCUGUGACUAUUGCAACGAGUAUGAAUCAACGUGUGAAGAUGUGAUCGAGAGGCAUUGGCCCGAAUGUAAAGAUUAUCCUGUCGAGUGUCCCAAUCAAUGCCAGACACGAUAUCUUGCAAGAGGUUUGCUCCAAGAGCAUCUCAAUAGUACGUGCGAGCUACAAGAAGUGAACUGUCCUUUUGAAUGGGCUGGAUGCACGGCAAAGACGCAAAGAGUAAAGCUAAUGGAUCACCUUAACUCGUCCGUUAACGUCCAUGUUUGUAUGGUUGGUAGCUCAGGACGGAGCAUGCAUGAAGAAGUGCAGAGUAUUAAAGGGACGCUGGGUGAUAUGAAGAAACAAAAGAGACUCACUGAUCUCAUUGUGUCAAAGCUGGAAAGAGAAGACGAAGCAAAUAAGGUAGCAAUAAAUGCUCUACAGGAAAAAAUGAAGCAACUUUGUGAAAAGAUAACAACGCUAGAGCAUGAGAACAAGGACCUUAAAGAACAGAUCGGAAGAGUCAACAGCGAGAGCAAAGCAGAGAAGGAGAUUCUGGCAAGACGGUCAUUCUCCUUGGAAUCCUCGAUCGGUCUGCCUCCAUUCCUUUUUGUGGUGGAGGAUUUCCACAAGAAAUUAGCUGAAAAGAAGUGCUACCUUAGCCCUCCAUUCUAUUCUCAUUUAGGCGGCUAUCGGUUCUGCAUUAAAGUAACACCUUCUGGAAUUUUUUUCGGCGAAGGGAGCCACAUCUCGCUAACAGUUUUCCUCAUGAAAGGUGUGUUUGAUGAGAGUCUUAGGUGGCCAUUUCGUGGUAACGUCACUGUCGCACUCAUUGAUAGAAUCAAUGGCAGCGAGAACUUUAUUGAUACCAUUAAAUUCGAUAAAGGUACUUCAGCGAAAGUGACCGGUCGUGUUACAAGUGGCGAAAUGAAUGAAUCUGGUCUUGUUUCGUAUCUUUUUGUUGAUCUUGCUCUUUUGAAGCCAAACUCAAAACAAAGUCCUCGUUUUUUACCUGACAACAGUUUGCAUAUUAAAGUAUUAUCUGUGACAGUUGCAUCGUGA
Molecule: messenger RNA, 1524 nt
Organism: Amphimedon queenslandica
Lineage: Eukaryota; Metazoa; Porifera; Demospongiae; Haplosclerida; Niphatidae
Product: TNF receptor-associated factor 5-like
Exons: 1
Coding region: 1-1524 (507 amino acids)
Biological process (GO): regulation of apoptotic process; signal transduction; regulation of canonical NF-kappaB signal transduction
Cellular component (GO): plasma membrane signaling receptor complex
Molecular function (GO): zinc ion binding; protein binding
Source: RefSeq, a predicted model, not a curated record